This is a messenger RNA of Ziziphus jujuba (common jujube), 1579 nucleotides long. RefSeq lists its product as uncharacterized. The transcript is spliced from 10 exons. The record is from RefSeq and is a predicted model, not a curated record. Gene Ontology annotation, molecular function: 3-dehydroquinate synthase activity; oxidoreductase activity. Lineage: Eukaryota; Viridiplantae; Streptophyta; Magnoliopsida; Rosales; Rhamnaceae. Gene Ontology annotation, biological process: aromatic amino acid biosynthetic process. The coding region runs from base 256 to 1356 and encodes 366 amino acids.
AUUUAUUUAUUUAUGUUUUUUUUGAGAAAUCCACCAAAAUUGUUGAAACCAGUAAUUAGACUGAAAGACAGUAGAAAGAUAUGGCUCUGCAGCCUAUAUAUUCCGUUUCUAUGAUCGGAAGUCCUAGAAAAGUCCCGUCUUUUAUUCCCGGAAAAAGAUAAAUGCAGCAUUUGCAGAUUGGUUUCGUUGCCAAAUCGUUCAGUAUCAGUAAAACCUACUAAGUCAACCCAUCUGGACCACAAUUUGGCUGUCGUAAUGUCCUCUUCUUCUACGACAUCGUCUUCUUCGGGGCCGUACGGGCAAUCCAAGAGGGUUUGGAUAUGGACUGAAAGCAAGCAGGUCAUGACCGCCGCCGUGGAGAGAGGAUGGAACACCUUCCUUUUCUCCUCUAGUCGUCGAGAACUUGCCAAUGACUGGUCCUCACUUGCGCUGAUAUAUCCACUCUAUGUUGAAGAAGGAGGGAUAUUUGAUAAUGAGAACAGAAGAGUUGGCACAAUUCUUGAGGUUUCGAAUCCCAAAGAGCUAGAGCAGCUUCAACCCACAAAUGGGAUGGCGGAGAAUGUUGUUGUUAAUUUACUAGAUUGGCAGGUAAUACCUGCUGAGAAUAUUGUUGCAGCAUUUCAAGGUAGUCAAAAAACUGUUUUUGCCAUCUCAAAAGUUCCUUCUGAAGCUCAAAUCUUUCUUGAGGCUCUGGAGCAAGGGCUGGGUGGAGUUGUUUUAAAAGUCGAGGAUGUCAAAGCUGUUCUUGAGCUAAAGGAAUAUUUUGACCGAAGAAAUGAAGAGAGCAAUAUAUUGAGCUUGACCAAAGCCACUGUAACUCGAGUUCAAGUAGCUGGAAUGGGGGAUCGAGUUUGUGUGGACCUCUGUAGUCUCAUGAGACCUGGUGAAGGACUUCUUGUUGGAUCCUUUGCUAGAGGACUAUUCCUUGUUCACUCAGAAUGCUUGGAGUCGAAUUACAUUGCCAGUAGGCCUUUUCGAGUCAAUGCGGGAGGUGUACAUGCCUAUGUAGUUGUUCCUGGAGGGAAAACAUGUUACCUCUCAGAGUUAAAAGCAGGGAAAGAGGUACUUGUGGUUAAUCAAAAAGGCCAGCAACGAAAUGCCAUUGUUGGGCGAGUAAAGAUAGAGACUAGGCCACUGAUCCUAGUAGAGGCAAAGAGCGAUUCAGACAAUCAAACUCUUUACAGCAUCCUCCUACAGAAUGCAGAAACAGUUGCUUUAGUUUCUUCACCUUGCCAAGGAAAUGAAACAGCGAUUCCCGUGACCUCUCUCCAAGUUGGAGAUGAGGUGAUGUUAAGAGUACAAGGAGCGGCCAGGCAUACCGGAAUAGAAAUUCAAGAAUUUAUUGUAGAGAAUUGAACAGGCAAGAUGAUACAAGUGGAAUUUGUUCACAACUAAGGGCAGCUACAGGUAUUCACAAUCAGUUCUUAGCUAGCCUAAUCUUCUUGGAUGCCAUUACUAAAAACUCGAAAUAGCUGGUUUCAAUGAUUAGGAAACCAAAUGCUUGAAUAACAACAUACAUUGAACAUGGUUUCUUUUAUAAAGCAUUUUGAUAUUAAAUUUAGAAGGCAUUAAUACACAA